UGCGUGGCAGGGAAGAUGGUUAAAAUCUUCUACUUUCCCGUUGCUACCCAGUCACUUUUCUUAGCUAGCUAACGUUAGCUAAGUAGCUUCACUGACACGACAAUCUUGUUUUCGUUUCACGUUCUUUAGUUAGUCUAGCUAUCUAUGAUUGCUACGUUAAUAUCGUAGCGUAGGUCUACAUUGUUAUAUAUUAGCUGUUUAUGUAUGAUCUUACAUUUAAUUAGCGAAAACAAUAAAUCAAAUGCUGUGCUCAUAUCCGCCCACAAUGUGACCUACUGACCGCACCGCAUAGUUCUGCGGCUUCAGCACCGCUGUGGUUACCGCGUUUAGCUUACACAUUCAUUUAGCAGUAAAACAGUGUGGGUGUCAAGGCAUUUGGACACAACCACCAUAGUUAAUUUAUGGUCACAAUUGGAAAAUGCAUUUGCUCACACCUGUACUUUUCCUGGAUGUCAAUAAUAAUUUAGGUAGCAAACUUUCCAGAUAGCUAGUUUUAGUUAACUACGGUGACACAAUGUUGUGACUGAUGGAUGAUACAGGCGCCAAUGCCUCCGCUCUGGAGAAAGAGAUUGGCUCAGAGCAGUUCCCUGUCAACGAGCACUACUUCGGCUUGGUCAACUUUGGGAACACCUGCUACUGUAACUCGGUGCUGCAGGCUCUGUACUUUUGCCGUCCAUUCCGGGAGAAGAUCCUGGCCUACCGCAGCCAGCCCCGACGUAAGGAGAACCUGCUGACCUGCCUGGCCGACCUGUUCCACAGUAUCGCCAACCAGAAGAGGAAGGUGGGAGUCAUACCACCCAAGAAGUUCAUCACGCGCCUACGCAAGGAGAAUGAGCUGUUCGACAACUACAUGCAACAGGAUGCCCAUGAGUUCCUGAACUACCUGCUCAACACCAUUGCUGACCUGCUGCAGGAGGAGAGGAAGCAGGACAAGACCAACGGCCGUCUAGCCAAUGGCUCGCUCGACUCCCAGAACCACAACAGCAACACCCCGCCCCCCUCCACUUGGGUCCAUGAGAUCUUCCAGGGAACCCUCACCAACGAGACCCGCUGCCUCACCUGCGAAACGAUCAGCAGCAAAGAUGAAGACUUCCUGGACCUGUCAGUGGACGUGGAACAGAACACCUCCAUCACACACUGUCUCAGGGGGUUUAGUAACACAGAGACUCUCUGCAGUGAGUAUAAGUACUACUGUGAAGAAUGUAGAAGCAAACAGGAGGCACACAAAAGGAUGCGUGUGAAGAAGCUGCCUAUGAUCCUGGCUCUACACCUGAAGAGGUUUAAGUACAUGGAGCAGCUGCAGCGCUACACCAAGCUGUCCUAUCGCGUCGUCUUCCCUCUGGAGCUCCGCCUCUUCAACACCUCAGGAGACGCAACCAAUCCUGAGAGACUCUACGACCUGGUCGCUGUCGUGGUGCAUUGUGGGAGUGGCCCAAACCGAGGACACUACAUCGCCAUUGUGAAGAGUCACGACUUCUGGCUGCUGUUUGAUGACGACAUUGUAGAGAAGAUAGACGCCCAGGCCAUAGAGGAGUUCUAUGGCCUCACCUCUGAGAUCUCCAAGAACUCUGAGUCAGGCUACAUCCUCUUCUACCAGUCCAGAGACUGACUGGCCCUGGAGAGGACAGUGCCUCCCAUUGGAGCGGAGGAGAAAAGCCCAGUGCCUCAGCAGUGGGAAUAAUGGACCAUACAGGUGUCAUUCAAACCUGUGUAAAUGGAUCUACUGCAGCUCAGCCUCGGAGUCAGUCCCCCCCCCCCCUUGCCCUCCCACACCCUGUCACUUAGGCUGGAGAUGCAGCUACAGGGGAGAGUUUUGUCAAAGGAUCAGUGGAUGUUGUAUCAAAGUUUUGUGAGUUCGAAAGGUGUUUAAUGAGGGUUGUACAGAGGUUUUGGGAAUGAGGCGUUAGUUAUAGCAUGAGUGUUUGGGUGGGGUGAGUGGGUAUUUAAUGAUUCAUGUGUUGUAAUAUCGGCCAGGCGUCUGCACACUCCCUCAGACUGUAACACUGCUUUGUUCCCUAGCUGGGGCCCAGUCAGAGUAGACCAGUUUACUGCAUGAAGUAGGAGGGUGGAGGCGAGUGUUCCAAGUGUGGGAUGUUUGGGUCGUGUAUUUCUACCGUGUACAAAAUGUGGUAUUUGUAUAAAUAUUAUUAGAAGAAUAAGAUGAUAUUAUCAUAGGGAGGAAAAAACGUAAAACCUUGAGAAGAACAUGUAUUGACACUAUGGAGCACUUUUGAUACCUUUUUGUAGGUGUUGGAAAGGUUUAUGUGAGGGUUUGCUUGAGAAAUGGUCAUUGUGAAAUGUUCAUUUUCUGUUUUAAAGAAAAAUUAAUAAAAGCUAAUAAAUAGUG
Oncorhynchus mykiss (rainbow trout) is the source of this 2347-nucleotide messenger RNA. Lineage: Eukaryota; Metazoa; Chordata; Actinopteri; Salmoniformes; Salmonidae. The record is from RefSeq and is a predicted model, not a curated record.